This is a messenger RNA of Penicillium oxalicum, 2223 nucleotides long. RefSeq lists its product as uncharacterized. The transcript is spliced from 12 exons. Bases 1 to 2223 code for a protein of 740 amino acids. Gene Ontology annotation, biological process: regulation of synaptonemal complex assembly. Lineage: Eukaryota; Fungi; Ascomycota; Eurotiomycetes; Eurotiales; Aspergillaceae. The record is from RefSeq and is a predicted model, not a curated record.
AUGCCACCGGAUUAUUCAUCAUCCUCGAUAGCUUCUAUUGCAAAAGGUCCGGUGGACCAGGUGACUGCAUUGGCAACAAAACUGCCCCAAAGGCAGAAUGAAAUGCCGACUGAACCGUCUCUAAAACAUGUUACGGAAAUUCUGACGGAGAUUAAUCUCUGCCUCGAUCUCUCUUCAGAUGCAAUGAUUCUAUCGGACUCUGAGCGGGUGAAACUCGACUCUAUCGCGACUGGGCUGUGGAACUCCUGUCGUGAGCGAGUCACAGCAGCUUACCUGAAUGACAAUUACGCAACGACAAUGAUCUGUGGGGUACUUGCCGCUACCAUCGCUUUUCUCAACCUCGCGUCGCCUUUCACUCGUUCAGACAACAGUCAGCUUGAAAGUGCCCUUCGAAUCCUGAGGUCACUCGCAAGGCGACUAGACACUGUUAACAAGCAUGUCCCAUCCGUUGACAAAUAUCUACUGGACUCGGUCUCAGCCGAGUACCACAUGCUUCGAGCAUAUUUGGCUUGGAAACAAGGGAACACGGGCCUUGUUGAUCAUUUUCUCAACAAAAUUCCACCAAAUAGGGUAAUCAGGAACCACUAUGCCAUCGCAGAGGGGUAUCUUUAUAUUGGACGAAGUGAGUUGGAAGUCGGCCAGUAUGAUCACUCAAUAAAAUGGCUUGAACUUGCUCUAUCACACCUAUCCGCAAUUAGAGAUGGUGAGAAGUGGACUUACUUACGCUCCACAGCGUGGGCAUACAUGGCUGCUGAAAGCUAUGAUCAAUAUGAGCUUUUUGGGCCUAUCGUUGCUUUGAAUCUUUUGCGAUUCUUGCCUCAAUUCCAAUACGAGAAUGUGCCAGCAGUGCAAGUCCUGGAAUUGGAAUAUAUCCGUCGCAAGGUAGGAUACUCGCGCCCGCCCGAACUUGCAGAAAUUGCAGAGUAUACGCGAGUCGCGGGGCUUCUGCUUGGCUGCACGGAGCACCAUUCCCACGCUGCAGACUAUCUGCUUCCGCUUACAUGGCUAUCCAUGGAGCUUGAGCAUCGGGAGACCGUGGACGAAGGAGGCAUGCUUGACCUGGCGAGUGCAGCAGUCCUAGAUUGCACGAAAAAUGCCCUCAAAAGACCAGACAUGGUUCUUUCGGAUUUUGCCCUGCAAUCAGCCUGCGUGGAGUUAUACAAUUUGACUCUUUUUAUAUCGAACCUCUUUCCUGACACUGAGGCCGUAAUGAUCCUUGAAAACUCGCAAAAGGUUCUAGAGCUCGCUAAGCAACAUAUUGAGACUCGUCGAGGAGCAAAUGAUGAGCACGAGUACGUGAGCGGCACUGAAACUCCAGCGUUGGAAUUGACAUCAUCCCAAAUUGAUUUUGUUGCUUGCCAAUUUCUUUUCCUCGAGAUCAGCAUACGUGACCAGCUCGUGCAAUCCUGUAGUGAUGAAGGAGUUCAGCGUGAGCACUACAAGAAGAUCCUCGAGGCCAUCAAGUCGAUUCAUCUACUCUCGCACAAAGCUCACACUCGGGCUGUAAUAGACGACGAAACUUCUCGCACUCUCGGCAUUAGUCAAUUCGAAGCCGUCAUCGCGCUGAAAGAAUGGGGCGCUGUGCCCGAGAUCCUCAGCAAAAGCGAACAAUACCUUGACGUCCCACUUUUUGAAUACUUCAUGAACUGCAUUCUACAAUCUGCCAUGCCUGCACCAUUAUCGGCAAGUAGUCUUCACUCACUUUUAAGCAUCGGGAGGGAGCGUGUGACAACGACCAUGCCCACCCGCAGCUACACGGAAGUACUACCUACUUGUCUGAAAAAUUUAUAUACGUUUGCACUGGCUGCUGCCAGAUCGUCAGCUCUUCCGCAGUUCAUAGAGGAUGUCGAGGCGCCGACGUCUUCAGAUUACUACUGGAUGGCCGAAUAUGCCGUUGACGAGAUGCUGUCUUUGGCUGCUGGCAAGCUGGAUUCCGAACCAAGAGACCGGAGCCAGGAGCCCAACACUCAUCCCAACAUGAACGAACUUACAUCAUCUGCGUCCUCCCGUAUAGCUAACAGACGGCAACUGCAUCCCGUCAAGGAGCUCGAGUACCUCGCGACUUGCACGUUCAACCAAGCAAUGGACUUUUACUCCGCAGAAGACGAUGAAGCUUGUUUACGCUGGGCUGAAAAGGCAGGGCAACUUGCAAAGCUGAUGGGCACUUCACAGGGUGAUUAUCUGAUGACUUUGUUCGAGGACCGACUUGGAGGCUUGUUUUAG